GGAAGGGUGAUUGUUGAGAUGAACUGAAUGGAUGGAAGAAAGAAGGGGAGACUGAGGUGACCCUCUAUAUAUAUACAAAUGAACAGCUACGCGUCAGGAUGGACGAAUACCCCCGAUUGGCUCAUGCACCACGCAAACAUCAAAACAAAAACGCUCUCGGGAUUACAGAGAAAACGCCGCGAAAUACCGAUAUAAUCACGUGAUGCAACCUGGAUUUAGGUUUCUGCACGUGAUCGGUGAUAAGAAAGUUGAAUUUCGAAUCAAUCCCACGUCAUGACGACUGCCAACUUUCGGUAACCCUUCUCACCAAUGUCCUACGGCGAGGCCAUCUUGAGGCAUUUGACUAGGGUUGAUUCCUCAGCUUUGCGACCUGUUGUUGACCUCAUCCACCCUCUCAGUAUGAACGGUCAUCUCUUUCGACCCCUGUGGUCCUCCUCCUCCAUCAACAGCGUGGCUGGACCAUCGAGGUUAUCCCUCACUCCUGCUCGAUUCCUCCUUCCUUCCUUCCAGUCGUCCACCUUCGCCUCAUCAGCCUCACCGAGUAUGGUCAGCCGGUUAUUUUCAACUUCGACACAGAUGCUGCAUCGUGCAGGGAUGAAGCGAGCCGCGAUGCAGAGAUUCAAAUAUACAAAGAGCACAGGCACGUGGAAACGAACUCGAGGUGGACACGCUCACUUUAACACCAAACGGCCAGCUAGAUUCUUCCACGGUCUCACCCCAGAGGUAGAAGUGACGAGGCGGUCAGUGGUGAGUUGCAUCUGAGUGUUCAUCAAAGGGAGCCAUAUCACACUCCCGCAUCGCCGCUUGUAUUCGGGGACAUGGGCUCUCUCUAUCCAUAUGUCGAGACAUCGCUGACCAUUACUCUUAUUUCUCUACGCUGCCUCGCUCACUUC
Molecule: messenger RNA, 893 nt
Organism: Kockovaella imperatae
Lineage: Eukaryota; Fungi; Basidiomycota; Tremellomycetes; Tremellales; Cuniculitremaceae
Exons: 4
Coding region: 310-762 (150 amino acids)
Source: RefSeq, a predicted model, not a curated record